AUGCUCCGCGAUAUGAUUCUGUACUUUUGCGCUGUCUUAUUGCUGUUACCUCUAUCGCACGCACUUCCUUCAUUUGGCAGUGAACUGUGCCGAUAUCUACCAGGCGAUACUUACUGGCCCACUGAGGCCGAGUGGUCCAAACUCAACACCACAGUGGGUGGCCGCUUGAUCAAGACGAUUCCUCUGGGCUCGCCAUGUCACGGCUCGAGCUACCGCGCCGCCGAAUGCGAAUAUCUUCAGGCGGAGUGGACGAAUCCCGAGCUCCAGUACGCGCAGCUCCAUCCUUAUUGCUGCUAUUCUUCUUGGUCCAAAUUUGACCCUUUGCGCAGUGCCGAUUCCCCGUCCUCUUUUGGCGCUCCGUUUUUCCAAGCUCAGGCAUGCGAUCCGUUUACCAACAAAUCGAGUCCUUGUGAGCUUGGCAAUUACUACGUAUAUGCUAUCAAUGUCACCGGCGCAGCAGAUGUCGCUGUUGGGCUUGCUUUCGCCCAGGACCACAACAUCCGACUGGUCAUCAAGAACACCGGCCACGAGCAAGUAUCUCUUUGCGUGGGAACAUUGCGAGUCCGGCGAUCAUCCGGCAAAGGCGCACUGGGCCUGUGGACUCAUAAUCUUCGCGCGAUCUCGAUACUCGAUUACAAGAGCAGCUUAUACACGGGAAAGGCCAUGAAGGUGGGAAGUGGUGUGCAGGUGUUCCACGCCUAUUCAGCUGCUCACAAGGCCGGUCUUCGCGUGGUGGGCGGUACCUGCUCGACCAUCGGAAUGGCAGGUGGGUAUACCCAGGGAGGCGGACACUCGAUGCUCUCGACAGCCUACGGCCUCGCCGCGGACCAGGUACUCGAGUGGGAGGCAGUACUGGCCGAUGGAACCCAUCUCACCGCGACGCCAACCGAGAAUGCUGAUCUGUACUGGGCGCUGUCCGGAGGCGGCGGAGGAACUUACGCCGUGGUGCUGUCGAUGACGAUCAAGGCGUACGCCGACAGCCCGGUGGCGGGAGCCAUGUUGCAGAUAAAGGAAACAUCAUCGUCCGAUAACUUUUGGGAAUCCGUUGAAGCCAUCCACGCGGCAAUGCCAACCUGGAUUGAUAUGGGCGCCAGCACAGCUUACGUGCUCAGCAACGGGGUGCUAUCCCUUCAAAUGCUCUUCACGACCCGCUCCGCCGGAGAAGUGAAGUCCAUCUUACAACCUCUAGUAGAAAAGCUAGACUCCUUGUCGGCGGAGUAUAUGCUCAACAUAACCGCCUUUGGCGACUAUCACACGGCCUUUAACAACUACUUCGGCGCAUACCCGAACUCCCAGGUCCAGGGGAACCGGUUGAUCCCACGCUCCGGGCUCACAUCCAACACAUCCAUUGCGGCUCUAACCCUCGCGCUCCGCGAGAUCGUAUCCAACCCAUCAUUCUACAUCCUCGGUGUCGGCAUCGAUGUCUCAACCGGGGCGUUUGUUCCCAACGCGGUCUUCCCCGGUUGGCGAAACGCAAUUGCCUCGCUUGAAGUAAUUGCCAACUGGGAUUACAAUGUCAGCUACGCGGAGAAUGCAGAGCACCAGAGAUUGAUUACAGAUGUGUAUAUCCCCUCUUUGACUGCCGUCACAGGACCAGAGAGCGGCGCGUACAUGAACGAGGCCGAUUUCCAGCAGCCAGAUUUCCAGAGUCAAUUCUUUGGCGAGAAUUAUGCGGCACUAAGGGCCAUUAAGGGGAAGUAUGAUCCACAGGGUGUAUUCUACGGCAAUGCGCUGGUAGGCAGCGAGGAGUGGGUUGUUGGCGGCGACGGGCGGCUCUGCCUGGUGUAG
Molecule: messenger RNA, 1788 nt
Organism: Aspergillus mulundensis
Lineage: Eukaryota; Fungi; Ascomycota; Eurotiomycetes; Eurotiales; Aspergillaceae
Product: FAD-binding oxidoreductase
Exons: 2
Coding region: 1-1788 (595 amino acids)
Molecular function (GO): oxidoreductase activity; FAD binding
Source: RefSeq, a predicted model, not a curated record